GUUGUGCCUUAGCUGGAAUAACUAGCCAGCUGGCAUUUACGAGGCGAAGCUGCUAAAAAGAGGGACAACGGCAUCCUUAUGGAACGAGGCUCUCUCUGUGGGAAAGGGAUCUGUUGGUGACCUCUUUCGAGAGACAGUUUGGACCUAAACACUGUGACCAAAACCCCAAAGGUGACAUAUUUGACUAAGCACAGAGCACUACAUUCAAGAACACAUCUUGAGCAACAAAGCCAGCCAUGAGCAGUCACGAGCCUGAGGUGUACACGGUGGCACCGGAGAUGCCAGCCAUGUUCGAUGGGAUGAAGCUGGCAGCUGUUGCCACUAUCCUCUACAUCAUCGUCCGGUGCUUGAACCUGAAAAGCCCCACAGCUCCUCCUGACCUCACCUACCAGGAUACGCCGCUCCACCGCUUCCUUCUCAAGUCCUGCCCCAUUCUGACCAAAGAAUACAUUCCUCCUCUGCUGUGGGGGAAGAGCGGCCACAUGCAGACUGCCCUGUACGGGAAGCUCGGACGGGUGAGCUCACCACACCCUGUCAGCCUGCGCAAGUAUCUGCCCAUGCAGGAUGGUGCCACGGCAACCUUUGACCUCUUCGAACCCUUGGCAGACCAUCAGAGUGGAGCCGACGUCACCAUGGUGAUUUGCCCAGGGAUUGGGAACCACAGCGAGAAGCACUAUAUCCGCACGUUUGUGGAUCACUCGCAGAAGCAGGGCUACCGUUGCGCUGUGCUCAACCACCUGGGGGCCUUGACCAACAUCGAGCUCACCUCCCCUCGCAUGUUCACAUAUGGCUGCACAUGGGAGUUCGCGGCUAUGGUUGGCUACAUCAAGAAGACGUACCCCCAGACCCAGCUCGUCGUGGUGGGCUUCAGCCUCGGAGGUAACAUCGUCUGCAAGUUCCUGGGCGAGAACCGUGCCCACCAGGAGCAGGUCCUGUGUUGUGUGAGCGUGUGCCAGGGCUACAGCGCACUCAGGGCUCAGGAGACCUUUUUGCAGUGGGAUCAAUGCCGCCGUUUCUAUAACUUCCUUAUGGCUGACAACAUGAAGAAGAUUAUUCUGUCCCACAGGGGCAGCCUGUUUGGGGGAGGUUCCCCCAAGAUGGUGGACGCAGACCUGAGACGCCUUUAUACUGCCACUUCCCUCAUGCAGAUUGAUGACAUCAUCAUGAGAAAAUUCCAUGGACACAGUUCCUUAAAGGAGUACUAUGAGAAGGAGAGUUGUGUGCAUUACAUUCACAACGUCAAUGUUCCACUGCUGCUGGUGAACUCUGGAGAUGACCCUCUAGUGCACGAGUCUCUUCUCACCAUCCCGCGCACGCUUGCAGAAAAGAAGGAGAAUGUGAUUUUCGCCCUGACGCUGCAUGGCGGUCACUUGGGCUUCUUCGAGGGUGCUGUUCUCUUCCCACAGCCCCUAACCUGGAUGGACAAGGUCAUUGUGGGCUACGCCAAUGCCAUCUGCCAGUGGGAGAAACAGAAGCCACCGUGCCAAGGCCAGGACGGGCAUCCCGCAGAGAGUGCUUGUUCGGACAAGACAUCCUAACCUUUGACCUGACCUUCCCUUUCAGUUUACGCCCACGCACCACCAAACAUAUAGACCCUUCUGACCUCUCACCCCCUCACUUGCACAGAAAUCUUCGAGACAUUUGCGAAAUCCAGACAUUUUCUGAAGACUACACAUGAAUAUGGACACGAGCACACAGACAUUUCAGAGUAGGACAAAAAUAACAAUGAUGACCAAAGAAGGGCAGAAGCACCGAGGGCUCCUUCGUGGACACAAAUGGUCUAUAGCGAAGUUUAAAUAUGUCGAUAAAAGCACUGGCCCUCGUCGAACCGUGCCAUGUGGAAGGGAGGACAGGGAUUUAGAGCGGAAAGCCCAGAGCGCAAGAGUCGGCUGCUGCAGAUCAAUGCUGCGCACCACAUGGUACACAACACGCAGAGCACUAGGGAAGGAUCGUUAUGCAGGCACUGUGUGCUUCCAGCCAGGACAGACUGCUGGUGCCUGGGUCACCUCAUUGGUUGGGUACUCCGCUGUGCCGUUAAUCCUGCCCACUGGUCUCAAUGGAUCCCAGCAGCAUUCACAUCACAAAUUAUUGUUUAUUAUUUAUAUUUAAUUAUUGGUAAUUGGACACAAAUUGUGUACCAAAUGGGAAAAACCAGCUCAACCCCACAGGUAAAACAUUUAAAUACAAAGUCCUUUUUAAAUAGUUUUUUAUUCAAAGCAUUUUUUUUUUCUUUCGCUUUUGCCAUAAUGUUUAUUCGGUUUUUCAGCAGGCAUUUGUGGUUGGAAUAGUGACCAGCUGGUGGUCAAAAUGAAGCAAGUGAACUGAAUGGGGGAGAGAGAAGUCCAAAUGUGAGCUGAAUGCCUCCAUCCUUUCAGUUUACCAAAGCCUGCUGCAUUUUUUUUUCUUCUUCUUAAGAUGAGCUGCCAUAUGGUUCUCCAUCGUUUGAGAUGUGGAUCAAAGAUCUUUUUAUGUCAGCAUUUCCAGAAAAGUGGGGGAUGUGCCUUGCACUGCUAAGUGCUGGUGACACUGUCCUUCUGAAAUGCAGUAAUGCAGUUUAACUCAGCACUGUAUCUGGGGAGCCAGCAGGAGGCGCAAGUACGCAUUUGAGCCGCACUGCUGUGAAAGGCCUCGUUACAAGCAUGGGGCCCUUGAUUCCUACUGCCUUUGACAUGUGCAAUGUGCUUGAUAACAAGGUGUCGUCUUUGUACCCAUUAUCUCUUGUAAUAGGAAGGGGAGGGUGAACUGUUUAUAUGAAUUCGAUACUGUAUGUGACCAUUUUUUUUUGCCAUAGUUGUCUCAGUGGAAGAGGAACGGAAGUUUAAUUGUAUGGUCGUAUUAAUGGAUGUCACCUGGUUUCAGGGCAAGUUGAGGGAGUGGUGUAGCUUUAGCCAAGAAAGCACCAAAUGAUUUCACUUCAACUUUGCUAUUACCGACCUGAGAGUUUGUUUAUCAUUGCCCUGAGGGAGACUUCAUAGUGGUUCACCAAGAUGUUGGUUAUAAGUAAUUGCUAUGCAGGCUGUUAUGAUUGUAUGGAUAUUUUUCGUUUCUUGGCCUUCUAAGGUCAGUCAUUUGGGUAUGGAGAAACUGUAUGCAGAAUUAAUAGAUAAGUGUCCAUUAUGUAAUUGCCCUCGUGUUGUGCCGUGUCCUUGUGAUCAUUCACCUUGUUUCUCACAAUAUCAGCUUAGCUGGUUAUUUGCUCAUGUCCCAUCCAUCUGCUUAGUUCUCACUUCAUAUUUCUGCUUGGCUUGAAUGAGGUCAGGUGGGAUUACUGCGAUAUGCAUCUAACAAUAUGUGCAAAUUACAAAUUUAUGUUGGGUUGUUUUUUUUUUUUUGACAAGACAACUGCUUGCUGUAAUUGACCUUUGUAGAGGGUUUGGGGUCUCAUGCUGUGUGUGUGUGUGUGAGAGAGGGAGAGAGAGAACAGAAUUUCUUUUUCAUUGAACAACCUUACAUUGUAUAUCUUUUUUUGGGGGGGGGGGGUUCUUGGGACUGGGCACAUCAGUUUGUUCAUGCAGUGCUGAAAUGUCUCAGGGACUGAGAACUCCAUUUCACUCUGUCACUUGAUUCAGAACUACAUCUGCCUUUUUUUGCACAAAAUGCAGGUAUAUGUAUCUCCUUGAGGAACUGUUAUAGUUAGCUUCAUUUUUAUUCUUGUUUUAUAUAUGUUUAUUUUUCUCAUUACUGCUUCAUUAUAACUGCAAAAGGGUGUAUGUUGAUCAUAGCACCACCUUUUGUUCUGACAACCAAAUCAAAAUAACAAUCUUUAAAAAUAUUUAGUAGAUAUUUGAUUUAGGAACUAGGGGAUUUUUGAACAAUAUUGUUAGCAAUAAUGUCCCAUGUUUCUCUUUUCUCCAUGCC
Molecule: messenger RNA, 3858 nt
Organism: Electrophorus electricus (electric eel)
Lineage: Eukaryota; Metazoa; Chordata; Actinopteri; Gymnotiformes; Gymnotidae
Gene: abhd2a
Product: abhydrolase domain containing 2, acylglycerol lipase a
Biological process (GO): medium-chain fatty acid biosynthetic process; medium-chain fatty acid catabolic process; steroid hormone receptor signaling pathway
Cellular component (GO): sperm plasma membrane; sperm flagellum
Molecular function (GO): acetylesterase activity; monoacylglycerol lipase activity
Source: RefSeq, a predicted model, not a curated record